Meloidogyne enterolobii is the source of this 231-nucleotide messenger RNA. The record is from the annotation of a GenBank genome assembly. NCBI's taxonomy places the organism in Eukaryota, Metazoa, Nematoda, Chromadorea, Rhabditida, Meloidogynidae.
AUGGAACAUAUUUUCGUUUCAACACAAUUUCGAUGCGAAACAGGGCCAACAAUUGUUGGUGACCACGAAUCUAAUCCAGAAUUAAUGGCUCAGGUCGGAGCUAAAAUGGUUAUGCAAUUAGGCAAUCGUUUUGCAGAAUAUAUUACUGAAUGGACACCUAGAAAAGUUUUGGACCGAUUAUCAGAAUUGGGCUUCCGAGUAAUUUGUAAGCAAUUUUUGAAACAAAAAUAA